Exophiala bonariae is the source of this 765-nucleotide messenger RNA. RefSeq lists its product as uncharacterized. The coding region runs from base 1 to 765 and encodes 254 amino acids. NCBI's taxonomy places the organism in Eukaryota, Fungi, Ascomycota, Eurotiomycetes, Chaetothyriales, Herpotrichiellaceae. Gene Ontology annotation, cellular component: cytosol. Gene Ontology annotation, biological process: pentose-phosphate shunt, non-oxidative branch; carbohydrate metabolic process; pentose-phosphate shunt. The record is from RefSeq and is a predicted model, not a curated record. The transcript has 4 exons. Gene Ontology annotation, molecular function: metal ion binding; D-ribulose-phosphate 3-epimerase activity.
AUGUCACCUCCGGCAAUCAUUGCACCCUCCAUACUGAGCGCGGAUUUCGCUGCUCUAGGAGCGGCAUGCUCAAAGACUAUCGGAGAGGGUGCGGACUGGCUGCAUGUUGACAUUAUGGAUGGCCAUUUCGUUCCCAAUAUUACCUUCGGUGCUCCUGUCGUCACCAAGAUCAGAUCACACGUCGACCGACCCAAGACUGCCGGUGGUAAAGGUACAUUUGAUUGCCAUAUGAUGAUAUCUGAGCCACACAGAUGGGCUAGUACGUUCCGUGAUGCAGGUUGCGAUUUAUACUGCUUCCACUAUGAAGCCGCGGUCACAUCGGUCGCCGCAACCAAGCCUGAAGACACAACUACCAAGAGUCCAACAUCUCCGAAGCAACUGAUUCGAUACAUCCACGAACUAGGCAUGCAGGCAGGCAUAGCCAUCAAACCAGACACCCCUGUCGAUGUUCUGUGGGACAUUCUGGAGAAUGAGUCUAAGGAAGAGAGGCCGGAUAUGGUGUUAGUCAUGACCGUACAUCCGGGCUUCGGUGGCCAGAAAUUCAUGGCCAGUGAGCUACCCAAGGUAACGGCACUGCGGCAGAAGUAUCCCGAUCUCAAUAUCGAAGUUGACGGCGGUCUCGGCGAGGGCACAAUCGACCAGGCAGCGGAAGCUGGUGCCAACGUGAUUGUUGCUGGCAGUGCCGUGUUCGGGGCCAAGGAUCCUGGACAUGUCAUUCAGCUGCUUAGAGAGGCCGUGGAGAAGAGGAGGGGUGGCAAGUUAUGA